AUGAGACUAAAAAAUGUUUUACCAGAUAUUAUUACAGAGAAUCAGAGUGCUUUUGUUCCAGGAAGGUUGAUCACUGAUAAUGCGCUCAUUGCGAUGGUGAUUUUUCAUACUAUGAAGAAGAGAAGUAAGGCUCAACGAGGUGUAAUUGCUAUGAAACUUGACAUGAGCAAGGCCUAUGAUAGGGUCGAAUGGGGUUUCUUGAGGAAGAUACUUCUCACUAUGGGGUUUGAUGGCCGGUGGGUGAACUUGAUUAUGGAAUGUGUCUCGACGGUCUCUUAUUCCUUUGUCAUCAACGGGGGUGUAAGUGGAUCAGUUUCACCUUCUAGAGGUCUCCGUCAAGGAGACCCCCUCUCUCCGUACCUUUUUAUACUAGUUGCUGAUGCAUUUUCCAGGAUGUUCCAGCACAAAGUACAUGAAAGGAAGCUUCACAGGGCAAAAGCUAGCCGAAAUGGGCUCGAGAUAUCACAUCUUUUAUUUGCAGAUGACAGCCUACUCUUUGCUAGGGCUAACUGA
This is a messenger RNA of Spinacia oleracea (spinach), 513 nucleotides long. RefSeq names its product secreted RxLR effector protein 78-like. The record is from RefSeq and is a predicted model, not a curated record. The transcript has a single exon. Bases 1 to 513 code for a protein of 170 amino acids. Lineage: Eukaryota; Viridiplantae; Streptophyta; Magnoliopsida; Caryophyllales; Amaranthaceae.